Oldenlandia corymbosa var. corymbosa is the source of this 1776-nucleotide messenger RNA. The record is from the annotation of a GenBank genome assembly. Lineage: Eukaryota; Viridiplantae; Streptophyta; Magnoliopsida; Gentianales; Rubiaceae.
CUAACAGUCGCCGACUCUGCGGAAAUACUAUAAAAUUUUAAAAUUCUUGUCCAGCAAGACACAAUUUUGUGCCUCUCUCGUAACAGCAGACGCCGGAGGGAACAAAUUUUCAUCACAAUUUGAAUGCUUUCUGAGUUGCGGUGUUAAAGGGAUGGUUGCACCAUUAGUGGCUGGAGUUGCUGUUGCUGCAGCUGCUUAUGCUGGUCGAUACAGUAUUAAGGCUUGGCAAGCCUUCAAAGCUAGGCCUCCUAGAAUGCGAAAAUUCUAUGAGGGCGGCUUUCAGCCGAAAAUGACUAGGAGGGAAGCUGCAUUAAUUCUUGGAGUAAGGGAAAGUACUGCUACUGAUAAGGUGAGGGAAGCACAUAGAAGAGUGAUGGUCGCAAACCAUCCAGAUGCAGGUGGUAGCCACUACCUUGCAUCAAAGAUAAAUGAAGCUAAAGAUGUGAUGCUUGGGAAGAGCCAAAGCAGUGGUUCAGCUUUUUAAAGGAUGAGUUUGCAUGCAAGUCAGAUCUUCAUGAAGGAUUUGGGGCUUGCUACAAAUCUUGAUAUCCAAUUUUUGAACUAAAUUAUUAGUCAUCUAACAAGUUUAUUGAAGGAAGUUGUUCUUGGUGCUCUUAAAUUUUAUCAUCUUCAUAGUGCUAGUCGGAGAGAGAAUUGUUUAAGCCACCAUUUGUGCUGAGCUUAGCUUGCUCUUGUACAAUGCUAUACUAUUGUAAGGUCAGUUGGGCUGGUAUGGUGCCUUCCGUGAAAUUAUUACGAGUAUCAAAGUUUCAGAGUCGGUACAACUAAAAUACAUAUUGAAUAUCUAUUAUUUUAUUCUACAGAUGACUUUAGUAUCAAUUUAUGAUGCUCCUCCAGAAAUGCGGCUUUGCAUCUUAAAUUGCACGCCGCUUCUGGAGGACCUUUAAGGGGAUGGAUCAGCUAAAUCAUAUAUGCUAUCUGGGUUUUUUAAAGAGAUCUGAGGACUGGAAGAAAAGUUAAAAUACUGAUACCAGACCAGAGGGAAGGAGAAAAUAAGUAGCUAAAGUGACCAUUGCUCUUUGGUGAGAUUGAGGGAUACAUGUAAUUCUGAUUGGAUUUGGGGAGUCUUUAGUCCCUUUCAAAUCAUCAACAUGCCUCUAAAAUUGCAGUUGACUGAUGUGCACAACUGACUGAAAUGCGCAAAUCCGCACUCGUUUGCUAAAAAUUUCAUAUUGCUUCUAGAUAACAGGACUAGGCACGGAAUGAAACUCUCUUCUCUUUGCUCUUCCAAAACAUUCGUUGUGGGAGUCAACAAACCAAACCACUAAUCUCAGGCUUUUAAGGCUUCGUUAGGAACUCUAUGUACAUUGCAAUUUCCUCAUAACUACUUGUGGUUACAGAAUUGGAGCAUCGAGUAUUGAUGCUUCUCCAUCUUCUCCACUGUGGCCUGGCGAAGUUUCAUUUGCGACUUCUAAUGGACCACGAGGAUUUCCAAAAAGGGUAGUGAAUAUGUGCCUUUGGCAUUUAUCACAAAAAAAGAAAUAGGAGAAGUGACCUUCAUCUGGAAGUUUAUGUAUAGAAGCCGAUGGCAGAGUUCUUCCCACAAAAUCAGUUACUGAUGGGGACACCACAAGAUCAUCUGUUCCCUGUCAGUUAUUAUUGAACAAAGUAAUAAGUAUGUCAUGAAGCUGGGCCGUGAACAGCUCAUUUAGGGUAUUAUACUUUUCAAAGAUCAAUAAUUCUUAACGAGGUGAUGAUAAAAUUAACAAAAUGAAGGAGGGGACAUUAGAUACCUGCCAUAUGUGAAUCGGGCCU